Seminavis robusta is the source of this 2031-nucleotide messenger RNA. The record is from the annotation of a GenBank genome assembly. NCBI's taxonomy places the organism in Eukaryota, Bacillariophyta, Bacillariophyceae, Naviculales, Naviculaceae.
CUAGUCUAGCUUUUGCGAGCACCUUGAAAAUACAAAUAUCUUUUUUCUGCUGUUUUGUCUUCUGCCUUCCCUCCGUGCACAUGUUCUUGCUCCGAACCUCUUGUUUUUCCUACAUUAUUGGUUUGUAGCCAUGACGACUGUUCGGACAGUGCUCCUGGACCUCUCCGGGACUAUCCAUAUUGGGGACAAGCUCAUUCCUGGUGCCUUGGCAGCUUGCCAGAAAUUAGUGCAGAACAACGUAUCGAUCAAAUUCCUCACCAAUACAACCAAGAGUUCUCGCCGUGAGCUACUUGAUCAGCUCUAUGCUUUGGGGUUCGAAAAGGAUCUGUUGAAGGCCGACUCUCUCAUCACAAAUACUCAAGCUGCCAAGCAAGUUGUACAAAAGUACAAGCUCAAGCCCUACUGUUUAGUUCAAGAGAGUUUGCUGGGAGACUUAGGACUAGCAGUGGGCGGUAAAGACGAUGAUGAGAUCGAAUACAAUUCUGUCUUGGUUGGGUUGGCGCCCGAAGCAUGCUACUAUCAAAAGCUCAACGAUGCCUUCCGAAUACUCAUGAAAGAAAAGGAAAGAAGGAAAAAGGAAGCUAUAGCGACGGCUCAACGACCGCCACUUCUUAUUGCGCUCCACAGGGGAAAGUACCUGCGCGACGCGGACGGUGGACUCUCUUUGGGACCAGGAGGUUUCGUCGCCUGUUUGCAAGAGGCGGCUGGGUUGGACGAGUCCGAUAUUGCUGUGAUGGGAAAGCCCACCGGAGCAUUCUUCCAUGCGGCCAUCCCCGAGGGAAUAAGUCCCCCCGAGACCGUCAUGGUGGGGGACGACGUGAAACAAGAUGUAAUUGGCGCCAAAGAGGCUGGAAUUGGCCUCGGGAUUCUGGUAAAGACAGGAAAGUAUCAAGAAGGUGAUGAAGUUGCUGAUGCGGGAGAAGCCGGACCUGACAUAGUUGUGAGCUCUAUUGUUGAGGCUGUCGAGUACAUUCUAGCUAGACAAGAAUGACAGCUAAGUUUUUGGCCCAGCGGUGCAGUUUCCCUAGGGUAGAUUGAUUGUUCUCAGCACCUGUUUCCAUGGGUACAACAAUCACAUUGUACACGAGGAUUGUCGUUCGCGCACGUAUCCGCAGUCAGCCUCUGUAGUUCCAAGUUGCAAAAAGAUUGAGGAAUCGAUCCGGUAAACUGAUUUCCAUCGAAUUCAGCCUGUUGCAAUGAAAACAAUGAAUGAGAAAUGUUGCAAUGCUUUGUAUUUGGCUGAAGCUCCCAAUACGUUUCGCAUUGGAUGCCCUCACCUUGUCCAGAUUGUUCAAAGCUUCCAGCUCGGGGAUUUGGCCCGAGAAUCUAUUUUCGUUCAAUGCCAAUUGUUGCAGUCGAGUCAGCUGGUUGAUGCAUGUGGGAAGCUGCCCUUGCAGCCUGUUCUCUGACACUUCCAGCUCAUCUAACGUAAUCAAAUUACAGAUCCCAUUGGGAAGUGUACCCUCGAGCUUGUUUUCCUUAAGCCACAUUUUGCGCAUCUUCGUCCAUUUGCGGAUGGAACUGGGGAUACCACCUCUAAUCCGAUUGCCGCGGAUAUCAAUAUGCCUCAGCGGUAUCUUCCCGAUUUCGGGUGGCAAAGUCCCUGGAAGAACACGUGUUAGAUUGGUGGCAUGGAGCGCCGUCGUGACCAUCACACAAUUCUUGCACUCACCUGACAACUGGUAGUGCUCUGGGAAGAACGCGUUCGGAGGAACGGUAGAGCGAAGGAUCGCCGUUAGGAAAACUUAUCUCUCAUUGUGCAACAAUCACAAAGCACCAAGAGCGAGGAACGACUUACCAAGAUUAAGCUCCGCAACUUCGUUUUUUGCUGGCCCCGCACACUGAAUUCCAGCCCAAAAGCACUCAUCCAAUUGAGAGAGCCAGCGAACAGAAGCCUCGUCAUCAUAUGAUCCUUGUAGGAGGCGACCGCCAGGGCGUGGCAGCCCGCCACGAGGACCCCCGCCGCCAGGCCCAUCCGGGCUGUCGCCACUAUCUGGGCCGUUUGAGUUCCCGCCGCCACCACCACCACCA